Messenger RNA from Octopus sinensis (East Asian common octopus), 6603 nucleotides. Its product is annotated as DCC-interacting protein 13-alpha. Gene Ontology annotation, cellular component: cytoplasm; endosome membrane. The transcript is spliced from 22 exons. Gene Ontology annotation, biological process: signaling. Lineage: Eukaryota; Metazoa; Mollusca; Cephalopoda; Octopoda; Octopodidae. Bases 179 to 2275 code for a protein of 698 amino acids. The record is from RefSeq and is a predicted model, not a curated record. Gene Ontology annotation, molecular function: protein binding.
AGAGAGCAAGAGAUAUAGCAAGAAAGCGAAUGCUCGAUAGAGAGAGAGAGAUAGACAGAGAAAGUGAGAGAGAGAGCGCGAGAGUGAGCGCGAGAGCGAGAGAAGAGUCGUCUAUCAACACCAGUUUCUCACACCGGACUAUUACAAUUUUAAUCAAAAUAGUUGACAAUUUGUUAAAAUGCCUGGAAUUGCAAAGUUACACUUGGAGGACUCAUUAGAGGGCGGUCCACAGACUAAAAGCCUGCUGGGCCUGUUUGAAAAAGAUGCCAUGUCCCUCAAGAAAUAUUCCAACAAUUUGCACAAUUGCUGUCAAAGAAUUCUUUCUGCUCAAAAUGAAUUGUGUGCAGCAACACAGUGCUUAUCACAGCAGUUGCGUAUGUAUGAACUUCAGAAAUUCCCCUUGGAGACUGAAGAUAGUAUUUUAAUAUCAACCCUAAACCAGUUUGCUACUUACUUAGAUGAUAUUAGUUCUGUUCAGCAAGUUCUCGCUGCUCAAUUUUCUGAGACAAUGAUGUAUCCAUUAUCAAAAUUUCUUCAAGCAGACUUAGAAGAAAUUAGCACCAUGUAUGAAAUGUACAGAAUUUCCUCUGACGAGCAUGAACAAGCAAUGGCAAAAUAUAUGAAACUUUCAAAAAAGAAAGAUAAUGACCGUCUAAGACGGGAUGCUAAUGAGGAGCUUUAUACUUCAAGGAAAAAAUUCCACCAGACAGCUCUCCAUUAUUAUGCUUCACUCAAUGCUCUCCAGUAUAAGCGGAAAUGCUUCCUGCUAGAACCUAUCUUGGGCUAUAUACAUGCUCAACGGACUUUCUUUCAAAUGGGCUAUGAUGCUAUUGUUAAACGGGAAAUUGAAGAAUUUCUAAACAACAUUACAGCCAGUGUUCAAGGUGUUCAACAAGAAUUAGGUCAAGAUACCCAGAAAACAAUUGAACUCAUUGACACUCUAGAAAAACAAAGUCAUCAUUUAUAUCAGCCGGAACCAAUGGUAGAAAUGCCAUAUAUACCACCGAAUGUCAACUUAGUCAGUAAAGCUGGUUAUUUAUUCAUGAGAAGUAAACACUCUUUAUUGGCAAACAAAUGGGAACGUGGCUACUUCUUCACUCAAGGAGGUAAUCUGAUGUACCAGUUUAAAGAUGAGGUGGCUGGCAGUCUGGCUUUGGAUCUCAGUGAAGAAGGAAUGGUAGCUGAAUGUACUGAUGCAGAUGACAGACGCUUCUGUUUUGUUGUGCACAAUCUCAGUACUAAAAAGUCAGUUAUACUUCAAGCUGAAAAUGAACGUGAAAGGGAUGAGUGGAUUGCUACAUUGAACAAUAUUUUACGCAGCAAUAAAACUGGGAAGAGCAAACAGUCUGAUUCACCCUCAAGGAAGAUGAAGGAUCGUGUUGGAAGUCUGGGUAGCAAAGAUUACAAAAAAGAGAGCUUUUCUCCCUCAGUUUCAAUUGAUGAGACUAGUUCUGGUUCUUAUAGUGUGCAGAAUCGAAAGACUUCUGACAGUUGUCUACCAAGUACUACAACAUUCACAGAUAGCUUUUUACCAGAUGUUCCUAUUCAAUUUGAUUUGAUGUCUCCUAGUGAAGAAAUUGUGUCUAAUUUAAAUGAAGAACUUUCUAAAUGUAACUUAUUGGAUGAAAUGAAUUCCAAAGAUUCUUCUGAACAAGUUGAUAAUGUGAAAAGUUUCAAAAGGAAAUUUACAGUUCGUUUCAUAGGAUCAAUGGAAGUGCCACAAGAUAGAGGUGAAGCCCUUGUGAACAAGACAAUGCGUCACAUAAUGGCAGCUCGCGCAAUACAUAAUGUUCUGAGAAUGACAGAAUCUGAAUUGAUAAUAUCUGACACAUCUCUGAGAUUAGUGGAUACUGCUACUAAUAAUGUCCGCACAGCUUUUAAACUGGGUGAUAUUUCAUAUUGGUGUGGACAUAAAGAAAAUGACAGACUACUUGGUUUUAUUACUGUCAACAAAGAAGAGGGUUCACUUUCUUAUACAUGUCAUGUUUUUGAGUCAAGUACACCAGUUUUGGAAAUUUGUCAAAGUAUUGGUAAAGCAACAUCUAUGGCAUUUAAAACUUUAAUGCAGAAGAAUAUGGAAAAUAGGAAGGCAGAAGAAAGAGAGCUUCUGCUUGCUAACAUCAGUAAGUUACAAGAUAAAUCACCAGAAGAAAUCAAACCAGCCAAGCUAAGCUCUGAUGAGAAAUAUUUGGUUUUUACAGAGAAGGCACCUUCAACAGCCUCAUCAGUUCAACCAGUCACAGACAUUGGGCCUGUAGAUGAUUCGGAAGCUUGAAGUUGAUUUUUUUUACUUAGAAAUGACAGGGAAAAAAGGGAAUGCAAAAAAAUUAAUUACUUUUAUUUUUAAAUGUACUGAGUGAUAUUUUUUCCUUAACUUCCGUUGACAAAAUCUAAGCUAUUUUGUAAGUAUUAUAAUUACCAAAUUAAUUGAUAUGAACAAGAAAUAACAGCUUGUAUCAUAUUCUUUCAAAAUUCAUUUCAGUAAGAAAAUAGAAUUAUUCUAAUUAUGUAGUGUUGUUAAUAACUUAUUUCUACUGGGCACAAACCCCAACACCUUUCUUUUUUUCUAAUAGGAGGAAAUAGAGUCAACUCAAUAUAUUACUGGCAUUUGUUUUAUUGAUCCCUAUCCUUGCUUGAAGGAUAAAAGCAACAUUGACUCCUAUUGAUUUAAUCUGAACACUUGAUGUUAAUGAUUAUGAUGAAGCAAUAACUUACAAAUCAUAAAACACUUAUUUCAACUGUUUACUACCUACUUUGGAUUCACUUUCCUAAUUUGGAGUGGAGGUGUAAUACCUUACAGUUUUUUUUCAGACCAUUUGCACUAGGGAUUUAGUGUAGUCAACUUGAGUCAUUGGAAGGGAAAAAAUGAUAAGGAUAAAAGUGUCAGACACACAAUUGUAGAAAGAGAGGAUUGGAGCAGUGAUAAAGAUAGGGAAUGACCUUGAUAAUGAGCCAGUGAUUGUAAACUGUUGGUUAUUUAAAACUUAACAAUCAGAUGGUACAUCUACCUAAUGCAGUGUUUCUCUUAUGGAUGUGAAGAGAACUAAUGAUUGAAAAGGGAGUGUUUCUAAAUAUGUUUCUAAUAUUUAAAUGUCAAAAACAUUGAUGAAACAAGAAUUACAUGGGUGUUUUAUCUAUUUUAUCUUCUCAUUAAUAAAGAGGAGGUUGCCAAAAAAAUUUCACCAAUAUCUUUUUAUAAGGAUAGGGUCUGUCAUUUUUCAAUUUGAGAACCACUGAUCUAAUGUAUAUAAUUCUCUCACAUUAUCUCCUGAGAUGAAUAUUAAAUAGUGAAUUAUUCUUGCUCACUACCUAUUUAAGUAGAAAGUCUUGUUAAUAUUAAAAGAAUGUCUCUUUUAUGCUCUCUACUUGACAGAAAAUGCUUUUGUAGCUUUUGAGCUGCUGUGGUUGGUACUGCUCAAACAUGCAGAUCUACAGAACAGAUCAAAUGUUUGGAAACACUGCAGGUUUUUGCCUUGAAUGUGAACUUCAGCCCAUUUAUAUCACAAUAUAGAUAUAUAUAUACACUCUACCAUUCAGUAUUUGUGUGUGUGGGUAGGUGUAGAGUGGCUAGCAGGUAGAGCAUGAUCUAUCUGUAUUGUUAUAAUGGCUAAGGGUUAUUAAUGUAGUGGAUAUGUCAACUGGGUAUGUUAUUCUACCUUGGGCUAUUAGAAAGAAUAUUAAAAAUGUUAGUCAAAUGCAAAUGAAUUGCUCAAGCUUUGUUAUGCUAUUUUCUUAAAUGAUUUGAUGUAUAACUAAGGAGAGAGACUAUUGCAUGAUAGAGCUGGACUAGUUUUUAGUCCAAACCCUUACAGUUAUAAAUUUAAAACUUACUUAGCUUUUCUUCUUGAUCAAUAGAAUAAGUACCAGUUAUUUAUGGUGUAUUGGUUUCCACAGAUUUGCUUCUUUCCCAGUCUUCCUUAACAUUUUUUUAGGUUAUAUGUCUCAUAAAGAAACGAAAUAUUACCUAGUCUUAGAAACUAUCAACUUGUAAUUAUAAUGAAAGAGGGAGAGAGAGAAUGUAUUGAUUAAAAUUCAUUGAAUCCAUAUGCAUUUUAGUUGGAACAUGUUGUGAAUGUAUUUGCAUGUUAGGUUUUGAGAUGGUUGUGCUUAAUGAAUUAACACAGUUUGAAAUAAUACUAUUGAAAUAAUAAUGGUUCAUGGCAUUGGCACAAGUUGGUGACAAAAAAAUUAAUACUCAUGCCAAAUAAAUUUGUACACUAUAUCAAGAUAAAAAGAUUUACAAACCUGGAAUGCUCUCAAUACAAACUGUCUCUUUGGCUGGAGACUAAAUUACUUUAUAAUUUAUCUGUGCAGAAAUUAUUGUAAAAAAAAAAGAAAGAAAAGAAGAAAAAAGAAACUGACCACAUUUUUUUCCUGUUAUUUUGAUUGUACACAUUUCAGAAUAUUUUGUUAAAUAUCACUAAACAAGUAAAUACUCUACAAACUUAGGUUAACGUUCUCUGUAUGUUGAUAAAAAAAAAGACCACUUUGUUUUGCUAUAUUUUACUUUUGAUUUCUCAUUUUCUAAUUAGUUUUUGGUGUAAUUUGAUAGAAACCAUUAUUAAUAGUAGAAAGCAAACUACUUUUACUCUACAAACCCCAACUCUCAGUAAGGGAGGCAUGGAAUGGAAUAAAAUAUAUUUUGCUAAGAAUAAAGCAGAAGAAAGUCCAAAGAUCCAGUAUUUGGUGAUGUGAACAGUGAAAAUAAAUUUAUUAUCGGGAGACUAUUUAUAUAUUUUCUCAUAUCCAUUUUAUUGUUUCAAAUUUACACCACAAUCUUGUCUGGACAUCCAAUUGUAGAACAGUGUUAUGUUGAACAUUGUUAUACUGUCUUUUAUGUUGGUCACAGAUAUCUGUUUGACACUGCGUGUGCAGUGAAGGUGGAACAGUAUUUAUUUACUUUUAAUGUGUGCAUUAAGAAAUAUUGAGAUAAAAUUAUUGAUUUCACGGCAUUUUUAAACUGGAGUCAUAUAUACAUAAAAAAGAUUUUCCAUUGAUAGUUUGGUUAUGUUCUUGAGGAAAAUUCCUAAUAUUAAACAAAAAUUAAGUGAAUUAAGUAAUUAUGAAAAAUUAAAAAUAUAAUAUUGCAAAACAAAAUAAAGUGAAAUAAAAAAAAAGAACUAUGUCAAAUGGAUAAAGAAAUUAACAAUUUAAUUCUAAAGUUCAAUAACUGUAUGCAUACAUGAAAGAGAAAGAUGGACGAGCUUUAAAAUUUUAUUAUAAAACACUACUUUUAUUUUAAAUAAAAAAUAAAAUUCAAAUGAAGAACUAACCAGACUACUGUAAGAAGUUUGGGAAGUUUUGAAAAUAUUAGCUAAAAAAAUUACUUAUAAAUACGUAUCUUGUAUUGAGAAAUUCUUGUAAAAAUAUUUCUGAUAAUGUACAGAACUUCAUAUGAUAUUUAUGUAUUGAGUAAAAGAUAUUUAUGUAUAUGUUAACCACUUUUGUCCUGAGUACUCAAUGAAAUAUCUAUCAUAACUGUGAAUGGUGAAAAUAGGUGGCAGAAAUAAUGUAUAUAACUAUAUAACAUUUAGAUGAUUAGAAUGCAUGUGUAUUAUGUCCAAUUGUAUGCAUAAAAACGAGCAGUUUAUUUUUAAAUGAAUGAAUCAUAAUGACAUUUAGGAAUAAUACAUGUCCUGGAUGGAGUUUGGGGAAAAAAAAAAAUUUCAAUCUUGGAUAACAGUAGGAUUUUAUUUUUGUUGAUUCAUCUCUGACACUGAAAUAUGCCAAAAAUUAAUCUUGCUUUAUUGGCAUCUAACAUAGUGUUUCUAAGAACAAAAAGUUAGUUUUGAGAAAUUGUAACUGACAGAAAUUUGGAUGCUCUCAGGUUUUGUAGCAUAGGGAUAUUAUUCAUUGAGAUAUACUCGGCAUAUGUUUUAAUUAGCUUUACCUCCAUUAACAGCUUAUACAACAGAAAAAUUGAGAAGUAUGUGAGUUGAUAUUAGUGGUUACUUAUUUUUGUAACAAGCACAGUUUAUUGAAGAAAAAAAAAGGAGCAAAAACAUAAAAAAAAUAUAUUAUAUAUAAAUAAAAUUCUGUAAAAUUUUUCAACUGGUUUCUGUGAUUGCAAGGCAAAAUUUAAUGUGAUGUUAAAUAUGAUUUGUCAGUGCUGGACAAAGUAUUACACUGUGAUGUAGGCCUCCAUUGGUCAUUGUAAACAUUUCUUAAGUAUUAGUAUGUACUAUGGAAAAUAUAAAAGUCGUGUUUACUUAACUGAUUCGUGAUCCUAAUGAUUGCCUAAAUUUUGCUUUUUGUUUCCCUUCCCCUUUAUUUUUUGGUCCUACAUGGUUAAAAAGUUCAUAUGGACACCCCACAAUCACUAUAUAAAUACAUUGUAUAUUAAACUUAGUUGUGAACCUGUUUCAUUUGUUUUCUCUUUUCUUAAAUUACACACACAUAGACACUAUAUAUGUGUGUGUAUGUAUGUAUAUUUAUAUAUAUAUAUAUACAUACACACGUGUGUGAACAGUAUGCAUUAUUUAAUUGUGACAACGAAUUGUGAUUCUUCUCCCUUUUCUAAUUUUAAAACAAUUUAGGAAGUUUUAAUACUUCACUCAAAAUGGGCUGAAGUGCAGCAAUUGUUAAUAAAUAUAUUAAAGUUUA